CUCGCAGGCAUCGCGCCGACUCUACCGACUUCCAACUUGAAGUAUGAGUGGAGCAACCUCAGUAAGUCUGACUGGGUUACCUAAGAACACACCACUAACACGUUCUCAUGAAGAGUCGAACCUCCGCAGAAGCUACGAGAAUUGAUAACCAACGCUUUGCCCAGAUCAGAACGGCUUUGGAGGACAAAAGGCUAGUAAUCGUCAUUGGCGCGGGGGUGACACUGAGCGCAACAGCAACUCAGUCUGGAGAAACACUCGCUCAGUUGUCCUGGUUCGGCUUGAUACGACAUGGUCUGGACUAUGUUGUCGCAGAUGGCCAAAUUGACAGGAACCACUACAGGCUAAGUCACGCACGCGAAAUACUUGAUUCCCAUCCCGAGGAUCUGUUAGAAGCAGCACGCAUACUCAAGUUUUUCUUGGACCAGGCUCAUCAAUGGCCUACUUGGCUAAAAGCUGUAUUUGGAGAUCUUUCCAAGGAAGUGAGGCAUCCUGCUGCGCUAGAUGUGUUGAAAUCUCUCCACGACAGAGGAGCGAUGCUUCUCACAACGAACUAUGAUGAUCUUUUUGAAGAAGGCUACUGCAGAUUGCCUCGCAUCAGCCGGUCACAUCACGACGACCUCCUGAAGUUCCAAAGUCGAGAUCUUCGCGGAAUUCUUCAUGUACACGGCAGCUACCACGACCCUUCGGAUGUCAUCUUGGACGCUACGGACUACGAGAAGGUCCAAUACUCAGAGAUUAAGACCGUGCUGAGAGCGCUCUGGAACACCCACACUAUUUUGUUUGUUGGCUGCGGAUCUGGAUUAGAGGACCCAAACUUCGGCGCACUCUUGGAAUGGGCGUGCAAGGACCAAAAAAAUAUCCCCAAUCGACAUUGUCUAUUGGUCCGGACCGGCGAUCCUCUUAACCUCAAGCCUCUCGUGCGAUUACAAUUCGGCCCACAGUAUUCAGAUCUUGUGCCCUACCUGCAGCGACUGCUGGAAGACCCCGAGCCGCUAGCAGCAGGACAAUUGACUGGCCGAUUUCAUCGUGAAUCUACGUCCGAGAGUCCGAACCCAAAGAGAAGGAGGCUAAUAGCAGAGAAGGGCUCAGAGAACGAACUCGAUCGCCUGCCAUUCUCCGCUGAAGCACCAUUCAAUUCAUUUCAAAAACAACACGAGCCUACAUGCCUCCCGAAUACCCGUGUCAAUAUUCUGGAAGAAAUAUUCAACUGGGCUGACGGACAGGAUGAACGGUGCAUCUUCUGGUUGAACGGCCUAGAUGGGACGGGAAAGUCUACGAUUGCUCGUACUGUUGCGCGCAGAUGUUUCGACUCAGUCCGUCUUGGGGCCAGCUUUUUCUUCUCAAGAGGUGGUGGAGACGUUGGUCAUGCUGGCAAAUUCGUAACAAGCAUUGCAGUACAGCUUGCAAGAAACGUUCCUGCUCUCUAUCAACAUAUCUAUAACGCUAUUACAGAGCGCAGCGAUAUUGCUGACCAGUCCCUUCGCGAUCAAUGGAACCAUCUCGUCGUCGGUCCGUUUUUAAAGCUGGACGGCAAAGACUCCCGAUCCUCAUAUAUUCUAGUCAUUGAUGCUCUCGAUGAGUGUGCUGAGGAUGUCAACAUCCGGAUCAUUCUACAACUUUUAACCGAGAUAAGAUCGCUAACGAAUGCCCGACUACGAAUCUUUUUAACAAGCAGACCUGAGAUUCCGAUCCGAUAUGGGUUCCGUCAAAUACCAGAUGCGGAAUAUCAGGACUUCAUCCUCCACAACAUUUCACCACCAGUUGUGGACCACGACAUCACUAUUUUCCUAAAAGACAAUCUAAGACUUAUCGGGCAGGAACGCUCUCUAGGCGCUGACUGGCCCAGCGGAGAUAACAUUAGACGUCUGGUUCAGAAUGCAAGUGGCCUAUUCAUCUGGGCGGCAACAGCAUAUCGGUUCAUCCGUGAUGGGAGACGAUUUACAGAAAAGAGACUGGCUACAAUUCUUGACGGCCGUAGCAAUGAUGCUACGGCACCAGAGAAGCACCUCAACGGAAUUUACAUUACUGUUCUCAGGUGUUCCGUUUCCCUAGACUAUUCGGAUGAGGAGAAAGAAGAGUUGUACGGAAUGCUGAGACAAAUUCUUGGGAGUAUAGUUCUACUCCUCUCCCCACUCUCUUCCCCUUCCCUAGGCAGGCUUAUCCGCCUUCCAACCAAGGACAUUGACCAGACGUUAGACGACCUUCAUGCAAUACUAGACAUUCCAGAGGACCGACGUCGCCCGCUUCGACUACACCACCCCUCAUUUCGCGACUUCCUCCUUGACAAGAAGAGAUGUAGUGAUUCAAACUUCUGGGUGAACGAGAAGCAAGUACAUGGGGCCUUAGCUACGAGCUGUAUACAGCUAAUGUCGACCACUCUUAAGCAGGAUAUCUGUGGGAUAGAAGCUCCAGGAGUACUCAUAGCUGACGUACCAAGCCAUCGAGUGGAGCAAUAUCUUACUCCAGAGGUUCAAUAUGCAUGUCUCUACUGGGUCCAGCACCUUCAGAAGAGUAAUACUCAACUUCAGGACAACGACCAAGUCCAUGAAUUCCUACAGGUGCAUCUGUUAUACUGGCUUGAGGCGCUGAGCUGGAUGCGAAGAGUCUCUGAGGGGAUCCAUGCGGUCACCUUAUUAGAGACCUUUGCCCUGGCAUAUGACUGUCCGCGUCUCUCCGAGUUUAUUCAUGAUGCCAAACGAUUUACACUAUAUAAUCAGCAAGUGAUGGAGCGCGCUCCCCUCCAGAUCUACUCUAGUGCGUUGAUAUUUACACCUACGACGAGUAUAGUGAAGAGGCAGUUUAAAGACUGGGUACCUCGAUGGAUGCAAAAUUUGCCUAACGUCGAGAAAUAUUGGAGUGCUCUACUCCAGACGCUCGAUGGACAUAGCAACGCGGUCAACGCCGUGGCCUUCUCGCCCGACGGCAAAGUGAUCGCGUCGGGCUCCUACGACGAGACGGUCCGGCUCUGGGACGCCGGGUCAGGAGCGGCCCUCCAGACGCUCGACGGCCAUAGCAACGCGGUCAGCGCCGUGGCCUUCUCGCCCGACGGCAAAGUGAUCGCAUCGGGCUCCCACGACAGGACGGUCCGGCUCUGGGACGCCGGGUCAGGAGCGGCCCUCCAGACGCUCGACGGCCAUAGCCGCGCGGUCAGCGCCGUGGCCUUCUCGCUCGACGGCAAAGUGAUCGCAUCGGGCUCCUACGACAGGACGGUCCGGCUCUGGGACGCCGGGUCAGGAGCGGCCCUCCAGACGCUCGACGGACAUAGCCACGCGGUCAGCGCCGUGGCCUUCUCGCCCGACGGCAAAGUGAUCGCAUCGGGCUCCCACGACGAGACGGUCCGGCUCUGGGACGCCGGGUCAGGAGCGGCUCUCCAGACGCUCACAGUCGAUGCCAUUGCUAAAACCCUUUCGUACUCUGAUGAUGGGAGAUUCCUCCGGACUGAUAGGGGACAUCUAUUUGUUGCAUCUUCUUCCUAUGACUCAGCUAUUUCUCAACCGAAUUCCCCACACGCAAUUUUUUUGAAGGAGCAAUGGGUAAGCUGGGGCACGAAAGCCAUGCUUUGGCUUCCUUCCGAAUAUCGGCAAUGCUGCGUUGACAUUCACGGCAAUGUUGUUGCUUUGGGAUGCCGCUCUGGCAGGGUGACGGUUAUGGUAUUCGACUUUGAAUUUCCCUAGACCUCCACCCCACCCACCUCCGUCUUGGUUGACGUCGCUUUAUAUCUUUUCGAAAGUGGCGAGAGUGGCAACGCUUAUGAACGCUAUUAAAUUUUAAAUGGUGCUAUGUUAAUUAUUAAGCUCUGCAUGGGCUUACCUCAGCGUAGGCGCUUUGGAUUUAAAUGGGAAUUACUGUCAAA
Eremomyces bilateralis CBS 781.70 is the source of this 3853-nucleotide messenger RNA. RefSeq names its product WD40 repeat-like protein. NCBI's taxonomy places the organism in Eukaryota, Fungi, Ascomycota, Dothideomycetes, Eremomycetales, Eremomycetaceae. The record is from RefSeq and is a predicted model, not a curated record. Gene Ontology annotation, biological process: retrograde vesicle-mediated transport, Golgi to endoplasmic reticulum; endoplasmic reticulum to Golgi vesicle-mediated transport; intracellular protein transport. The transcript has 3 exons. Gene Ontology annotation, molecular function: protein binding. Gene Ontology annotation, cellular component: COPI vesicle coat. Bases 108 to 3674 code for a protein of 1188 amino acids.